This is a messenger RNA of Carassius gibelio (silver crucian carp), 3227 nucleotides long. Its product is annotated as alpha-ketoglutarate-dependent dioxygenase FTO. Bases 1 to 1755 code for a protein of 584 amino acids. The transcript has 10 exons. Gene Ontology annotation, biological process: RNA repair; DNA alkylation repair; regulation of multicellular organism growth. NCBI's taxonomy places the organism in Eukaryota, Metazoa, Chordata, Actinopteri, Cypriniformes, Cyprinidae. Gene Ontology annotation, molecular function: broad specificity oxidative DNA demethylase activity; ferrous iron binding; mRNA N6-methyladenosine dioxygenase activity. The record is from RefSeq and is a predicted model, not a curated record.
AUGAAACCGAGGCAGCGUAAACAGUACUUCAGGAACAUGAAAAGAUCGGAUGACAGUGAGAGGGAAAAGAGGAGAAAGAGACGGAGGCUUAUACAGGAACUGGGAGAGCAGAGGAUUCCCUACCUUUCUCCGGCUGACCCAGGAUUUCAGGAACUGUGGGACUCCAGUUAUGCAGGACUGGCUUUACGACAGUGUAGUGUCCUGCCAGACGGUCUCCAUGAGAGGGUGCAGUCUGCUUUGAUAACUCUUCAGCGGCGUGGAUGUCUCCUCCGAGAUCUUGUCCGUGUACGAGACCGGGACGUCUUCACAGCCGUUUCGCGUGCUCUCGUGGGUCAGCCGGGCUACACAUACCGUUAUCUGGACACCCGUCUGUUCGCCAUCCCUUGGCACUGUGAGGGAGAAGAAGGCCAGAAAGACGAGAAUGGGAAACCUUGCUGUGACUCUGACCUGAGGGACGCUUGCAAAGCAUUUUGGGAGCUUAAUCAGUUUUUUUGCUCAGAUGUAAGGCCGCAGACAAAUGCGAGAGGCGUCAAGCGAUCCCGCAGUGACACCGAAAACAGUGAAGACACACCAGGGGAGGGGAUGUGCGAAGAGAGUGUUAAGGACAGGUUACUUGAGGAGAAACAGGAGAAAGAGAAGAAGGAGGAAGAGGAAGAAGAAAGCAUUCAGGGCUGCUCUUAUUCCUCACCUCCUUCAUCCACUCCGCCACCUAAUGUGGGCCAUCUAGUUCAGUUUAACAUUACUCUCAUUAACUACAUGGACCUCACAGUAAUGACCCAGCUGAAGGAGGAGCCCUAUUAUGGAAUGGGCAAGAUGGCGGUGGGCUGGCAUCAUGAUGAGAACCUGGUUCCUCUGUCACCAGUUGCUGUCUACAGCUAUAGCUGCCCAGCAGAGCCAAAGAAUGAAGGGGUGACUGAAAAGGACGGGGAGGGACAGAGUAAAGACAAAGAAAAAGAGACAGAAACAGAAGGUGAAGGGACAUGUAAAGACAAACUGAAGGAAGAAAGAGAAGGUUUGGAAAAGGAGGAAGUGCAGAAAGAGAAGGCUUGUUGGCGUGUUGGACUGAAGGUGGCCUGGGACAUCCACACACCAGGUCUGGCUUUGCCUCUCCAGUCUGGAGACUGCUACUCUAUGACAGAUGAUCUGAAUCGGACACAUCAGCACUGUGUACUGGCUGGUGACAUGGCUAGAUUCAGCUCCACUCACAGAGUCGUUCAGUGUUGUACGGGAACGCUGGACUAUAUACAGAAACGCUGCUCAGAGGCCUUGGAGAAUUUACAGACCGACCCUGAGAAAAACACCAAGAGCCUGAAGUCCCUGCUCCCCUCCACCCUCCAGCACACGGAGGACAUCCACAACGAGGUGGAGUUUGAAUGGCUCAGGCAAUACUGGUUCCAGGGCCGACGUUACGCUCGAUUCUGCAGCUGGUGGAAUAAACCCAUGGAACAGAUGGAGAAAGACUGGAAGGAAAUGGAGCAAAUGACUCAGCUGCUGCUGGAUGUGGUGGAGGAUGAGAACACGGCACAAGAGAUCAGAAGAGAGAUGGCAGAUGUUUUACUGAAUGCCCUGACGGACAGACAGCAGCACAGACAGACAUGGAGGGACAGAUGCCAGUCAAGCCUGGCACAGACAUUGCCUGCUGAGGAAGCACCUGCCGACCGACCCUAUUGGAGUAAUGAAGAUCCUGACAUGCCUCUCCCCUUUGACCUCUCUGAAAUCAUCAACCGCGUUGAGUCACUUCUUUGGAGGAUGUAAGGUAUUAGCAAAGGAGGGAGAUAAAUGGAGAGAAAGAAUGUUAUGAGGUGGAUGUUAAGAGAUAGAGGCCGGGAUUGGAGAUAACAGGUGACAUAAAAACAAUACAACACACACCUGUUUGGUUUCUCCUUUCCGGUCCAUCUUUGCCUGAAGACCAACAUUCACCAUCACACACACCACACUGAGAUCCACUGGGAUGAAUGGACGGAUAUAAGGAUGGACACAGGGGUGGAUACGGGGAGCUAUCUGGACGGGACAUUUUAUUUCCUAUUUCCAUCAGUAUCAUUUACUAUCACUUUAACAGAGUCUGUAGUGUUACAAUACACAUGUAUAGACACAUAUCAGUAGUAGCAUAUGAUACCUAUUCAUAAAUAUACGUAUAUAUAUCCAUAAAUAUAUGUAUGUUUUAGUUCAGUUCUCCAUAUAUCCUCUGAAGUUUUUUUUUUUUCUUUCUUUGGACAGGCAUUAUAUAGAUGUAUACAGUAUACACAGUUCACUUCUCCUCUAUGUGUGUGUGUGUGUGUUUGUCUGCUUGCCAUCUUUUGAGGGGGAAAGUCAGUAGGAAUAAAAUAUGACAUCGUGGGGGUGUAUGACAUCAUUAACGGGUGUCAUAUGCGUGCCGUUGCCUUUCACCUGGCGUAUUGUCUAGGGAUUUAGUGUGUUUGAAUUUGCCCGAAGUGUGUUUGAAUGUUUGUGCGUGCAUCCGUCUGACUGUUUGUAGGGAGAAGGUAAAGGAAAAGUUGUUAGACUGACUUUGUCGAUGAUGUUUGUCUGUAGAGGUGCAUGUAGGUACGAGACACGCACAUGUGUAUGUAAUCUUUAAGACGGUUUUAUUUCUGUGUGACUGAAUAUGAAUGUGUGUGUGUGUGUGUGUGUGUGUGUGUGUGUGUACGUAAGAUGUUUCUCUCCCAAGCCGAGUAUUGUUAAUAGGCGCCUCUUACUGUGGUCUCCCAGAGAACUUACACCCCUUGCGUCACAUAAUUCUCACAGCUCAUUGGCUCCAGCCUGUGUCUGAAAUGCUGCCAGUUUCGGGAUGAAUGCACUCAAACAUCUUUAAACGAUUGUAGGAUGAAGAAAAGCACAGAUGUCCUCUAAACAAAUGAAGGAUGAAUGAAAAAGGGAUGACUGUGUUUUUUUUUUUUUUUUUUUUUUUUUUACUGUUUUUAUUUUUAUGUUUUUCUAUGUCAUCAGUGUUAAUGAAGAAGACCCCUAUUGUAGUAUUCACUGAAGAUGCUUUAAUGUGUUUUAUACUUUUGAAGUUUAAGAGUUGUCAUUGGUUGCCAAAUAUUGUGUUCUUGCUGAGUAAAUGCUGUGAGGUUGAUAUAUAAAUAUAAAUAUAUAAUCUUUCUUUCAUUGUGCUUUUUUUUCUGUAUUCUUUCUUUGGAGUGCCACGAGCUCCACUGCUUUUCUGAAAGCGUGUAUGUGCAAAGCACUAGUUAUUAUAGAAAUAAAAUACAAUGCUGGUUUAUCAA